AUGACCCAGAAAAUCCACCUGAGUUCAGUUUCCCUCAGCGUUGAGGGAAUGACCUGUGGCUCCUGUGUCCAGUCCAUAGAGCAGCGGAUUGGCUCUCUACAAGGAGUGAUACACAUAAAGGUGUCUUUAGAGCAGAAGAGCGCCACGGUCCUGUUUGACCACAGUCAUCAGAGCCCAGAGUCUCUGUCAGAGGCCAUCGAGGACAUGGGCUUCGAGUCCAGCGUACCGGAGAGCAGCGCCGCCACGCCGGUGUCCACGGACACCCAGCUGAUCCCCGCCCCUGGAUUGACGCCGGCAGCCCGACGCGAGGCUUUGGAGAAGUUGUCCCAAAUCCAGGGGGUGCUGGAGGUCCAAGAGAGCCCGCCCAGCACGGGUCUGAGCGUCACUUUUGUUCCUUCCCUGACGUCCCUACAGCUGCUCAGAGAGGCGGUGGCAGGCGCGUCCCCCCAGGACACCCCGACCCCCGGCAGCCCCGCGCAGAAAGGCCCGCACCUGCCUCAGCCGGACGCCGCGGGCGGCGAGGCCGCCGUCCUGAAGUUCAGCAUCGAAGGAAUGACCUGCCACUCUUGCAGCACCACCAUCGAAGGGAAGAUUGGAAAACUGAAAGGGAUUAAAAAGAUCAAAGUUGUUCUAGAGUCUCAGGAAGCCACAGUCGUCUACCUGCCUUACCUCAUCACCAUCCAGACCAUCAUCGACCAGAUUGCCGUGGCCGGCUUCAAGGCCUCCGUCAAGUCCAAGCCCCGCCCCCUGCAGCUGUCCCCCAGAGACGUCGAGCGCUUCAUCGACUCCCAGAGAGCGGCGCCGCCGGCCUCUCCACCCGAGGCGCCCGAGCAGACGGAGAUCUUCAUCGACACGGCGCUCGCCCGGCUCAGGGUGAAAGGCAUGCACUGCCGUUCUUGUGUGGUCAACAUUCAGGACAGCGUCGCGCAGCUGCCCGGCGUCUCCUCCGUGGAGGUCUCUCUGGAGAAGGAGGAGGCCUCCAUAUGCUACGAUCCCCUCAAGGUCACGGUGGCUCAGCUGCAGGGCGCCAUAGAAGCUCUGCCGCCGGGAAGCUUUCAGACCGAACCCCUGGACUUCUCCCGCACCCUCAGCCCCGUGUCCGCGUCGUCGGCGCCGCCGCCCGCUGCCCCGCCGUCGCAGCCCAGGCCCGCCGCUUCACAGCCGUGCUUCACCCAGCCGCUGGUGUCCGCCGUCAACAUUCACAUCGAGGGCAUGACGUGCAACUCCUGCGUGCAGUCCAUCGAAGGGAUGAUCUCCCAGAGGGAGGGGGUGAGGUCGGCUCAGGUGUCUCUGACUGACCACCAGGGAGUGUUCGAGUACGACCCUCUGCUCACCACGCCGGAGGAGCUGAAGGAGGCCAUCGAGGAUAUGGGCUUUGAUGCAUUUCUACCUGAGACCAACUCCCUGCUGCCUGCCAUACUGCCCGGGUCUCCACGUGUCCAGAAGAAGGACUUGGACAACGAGCUGCACAGCGACACCCCCCCGGGACCCACCGGAGACACGCCCUCCAAGUGCUACAUCCAGAUCGGAGGGAUGACGUGCGCCUCCUGCGUGUCCAACAUUGAGCGGAACCUCAAAAACGAAGCUGGGAUCUACUCCGUCCUGGUGGCUCUCAUGGCCAGCAAAGCAGAGGUGCGCUACAACGCUGAAGUCAUAGAUCCUUUGAAGAUAGCAGAGUGCGUGAGGGAGCUGGGCUUCACCGCCUCUGUGAUGGAGAACUACGAAGGCUCGGACGGAAACCUCGAGCUGGUGGUCAGGGGGAUGACGUGCGCCUCCUGCGUUCAUAAAAUCGAGUCGACCCUCGUCAGAGAAAAGGGGGUGAUUUAUGCCUCCGUCGCCUUGGCGACCAACAAAGCCCAUGUGAAGUAUGACGCCGAAGUGAUUGGACCCCGAGACAUCAUCAAGCUGAUUGAGAGUUUGGGAUUUGAAGCAUCUUUAGUAAAGAGGGACCGCACAGCCAGUCACCUGGACCACAGCAAAGAGAUACGACAGUGGAGGAAGUCCUUCCUUGUGAGCCUGAUUUUCUGCGUGCCUGUGAUGGGCAUGAUGAUCUACAUGAUUGUCAUGGACCACAAGAUGAACGCCUCCCAUCAUCACAACGCUACAAUAGAGGACCGCAACCAUUACCACUCCGGCAUGUUCCUGGAGAGGCAGCUGUUACCUGGACUCUCCAUCAUGAACCUCCUCUCCUUUCUCUUCUGCGUACCCGUACAGUUUAUCGGAGGCCGUUACUUCUACAUUCAAGCCUACAAAGCGCUGAAGCACAAGUCUGCCAACAUGGACGUGCUCAUCGUUCUGGCCACCACCAUAGCCUUCAGCUACUCUCUGGUCAUCCUCAUCGUGGCCAUGGUGGAGAAGGCAAAAAUCAACCCCAUCACGUUCUUCGACACGCCUCCCAUGCUCUUCGUCUUUAUCUCGCUGGGACGCUGGCUGGAGCAGAUCGCCAAGAGCAAAACAUCUGAGGCUUUGUCCAAGCUGAUGUCGCUACAAGCUACAGAGGCCACCGUGGUCACGCUCAGCAGCGAUAAUUCAAUUCUCAGCGAGGAACAGGUGGAUGUUGAGCUGGUGCAGAGAGGUGACGUGGUCAAAGUCGUCCCUGGAGGGAAGUUUCCGGUCGAUGGGAGGGUCAUAGAGGGACAUUCGAUGGCGGACGAGUCUCUUAUCACAGGGGAGGCCAUGCCGGUGACUAAAAAGCCGGGCAGCUCUGUGAUCGCGGGCUCCAUCAACCAGAACGGCUCUCUGCUGGUCAGCGCCACUCACGUCGGGAUGGACACCACGCUGUCUCAGAUCGUUAAACUCGUGGAGGAGGCUCAGACUUCGAAGGCUCCUAUCCAGCAGUACGCAGAUAAGAUCAGCGGCUACUUCGUUCCCUUCAUCGUUGUAAUCUCUCUGCUCACGCUGAUCGCCUGGAUCAUCAUUGGGUUUUUGGAUUUCUCCCUGGUGGAGGAUUUCUUCCCUGGUUACGAUCGAAGCAUUUCCAGGACCGAGGCUGUGAUCCGGUUCGCCUUCCAGGCCUCCAUAACCGUGCUGUGCAUCGCCUGCCCCUGCUCUCUUGGCCUGGCGACACCGACGGCCGUCAUGGUGGGCACUGGGGUGGGAGCCCAAAACGGCAUCCUGAUAAAGGGAGGAGAGCCCCUGGAGAUGGCGCAUAAGGUCCAGUCGGUGGUGUUUGACAAGACCGGGACCAUCACAUACGGCGCUCCCAAGGUUGUCCAAGUCAAGAUGGUGGUGGAAGGGAACAAGAUGCCUCGCUCCCGCCUGCUGGCCGUUGUGGGGACGGCAGAAAACAACAGCGAGCACCCGCUUGGAGCCGCCAUCACCAAAUACUGCAAACAGGAGCUCGGCACCGAAUCCCUCGGCGCCUGCACGGACUUUCAGGCGGUGCCGGGCUGCGGCAUCCGCUGCCAGGUCAGCAACACGGAGUCGCUGCUGAAGCAGGCGGACAGCGACAGCGAGGACAACAGCGGCGUCCUCGUCCAGAUCGGCGACACGCAGACGCCGGCCAACUCCCACCCGCUCACCAUGGAUCCACAGCCUCUAAGCUUGGUUCAGACAGCCACGUACGUCGUCCUGAUCGGCAACAGGGAAUGGAUGAGAAGAAACUGCCUUCAGGUCAGACCAGACAUCGAUGAGGCCAUGAUGGAGCACGAGCGACGGGGACGCACCGCUGUCCUCGUCGCCGUAGACAAUGAGCUGUGCGCCAUGGUAGCCAUAGCUGACACUGUGAAGCCUGAGGCCGAGCUGGCGGUCCGCACGCUGACCAGCAUGGGUCUGGAAGUAGUGCUGAUGACCGGAGACAACAGUAAGACGGCUCGGGCCAUUGCUGCCCAGGUGGGCAUCAGGAAAGUGUUUGCCGAGGUGCUGCCCUCCCACAAGGUGGCCAAGGUGGAGCAGCUGCAGCUGGCCGGGAAGAGAGUCGCCAUGGUGGGCGACGGGGUCAACGACUCGCCCGCCCUGGCAAUGGCCGACGUCGGUAUCGCCAUAGGAACGGGGACAGACGUGGCCAUCGAGGCAGCAGAUGUGGUGUUGAUAAGGAAUGACCUGCUGGAUGUUGUCGGCAGUAUUGACCUCUCCAAGAAGACGGUCCAGAGGAUCAGGAUCAACUUCGUCUUCGCUCUGAUCUACAACCUGGUUGGCAUUCCUAUUGCUGCUGGCGUGUUCCUGCCCAUCGGGCUGGUGCUGCAGCCGUGGAUGGGCUCUGCCGCCAUGGCGCUCUCGUCCGUCUCUGUGGUUUUGUCGUCUCUUCUGCUUAAAUGUUACACAAAGCCCACCGCCGAGAAGCUGGAAGCCAAACUCGGGGGCGGCAGGCGGCAGGGCAGCCUGUCUGACGUCAGCGUUCACAUCGGCAUGGGGGACCUGCGGCGUCCCUCCCCCAAACUCAGCCUGCUGGACCGCAUCGUGAACUACAGCCGCGCCUCCAUCAACUCCCUGCGCUCCGACAAGCACUCGCUCAACAGCCUGGUGCUGAGCGAGCCCGACAAACACUCGCUGCUGGUGGGGGAGGCGCUGUGCGAGGAGGAGAUCUGCUGAAGGGGCAGCCCGCAGAGACUCUCCGUCCGUAUCUGUUAUCCAAGGCUGAACCCAGCUGAGAUCAGAGGGGUUUCUGGGACAGCUUGUCCGUCCGUACUUGAAGUUAGCUCGCGGGGCCGUUUUGUUGUUCUUAGCUCAACCGGCUGAUCGGGCGGCCCUUUUUUUUUUUAAAGCGACAGCCUAUCAAGAGCCUGAAAGUCGACGUACCUUCGCCUUUACAAUCAUCAAUCCAAAGACGUCUGAACUGCGGUGGCCAGUCGUUACGAGUGGACACUACAAAAAGAGGAAAAUUUAAACUCUACUUAAACUGUUGUAUGAUUAUUCUUUCAACUAUUUAUAUCGUUAUUUAUCUAUUUUUUGUUUGUUUGUCAGUAUAUCCUCUUAUGUGAAGAAUGAAGUUGUUCGAUCCAAAUGCGCAAGUUUGAUAAUCCAUCUUUAGAGAUGUGUGAUGGUAACUCUAACCAAGCCGCCUUAUAACAAGCAGAAGGUCCAUCGUAGCCGGCUGAGCUGUAAAUGUUACCCAAGUGCCAAGUGCAGCGCCGCCUUCGCCAAGUCCGCCACAUUCCAAAGAUGGCGGCCCUCGCCGGUCGUCUUGGACUCCAUGUGCACAGAGCGUUAGCAAAGGUUACUUGUUUAUAGUCGACACGUGCUGAAGGGUCUGGUCUUUGCACCUUUUUGUCAAUGUGAAACAGGGGAGGAAGUGUGAAGCUUCCUAGUUUAUAACUAGGUUAUAAAGUUGUUACAUGAGUGACUCGUGUGCUUGGAUUGCUUUAGCUGCCUGCUGCGAAACUUGCCUCGCCUCGCCUCGGGAAAAGGUGUUCACGUCCUGCUCCUGGUUACAACUCGUCAAAUACAGUGUUACUGCUUUCUAAGGAUUUAUCUGAUGAUAAUCCGUCGCUCUGCUUUUAGAAUAGAUUCACGUUUAUGCACUUGAUCAAAGAAGCAAGCGGUUGUCCCGCAGCAUCGGUGGUUUCCAGCCGAGUCGACCAAAACGGGUGCUGCUGAAUUCACUACGUCGCUUGUUUUUACUCAAUCACCGUGUACAAUCAGAUCUAAAUGAGAUUAGAUGGGUCAUAUUCUGCAUAGAGCCGUCACUGUUUGUUUUUGUUUUGUUUAUUCGCUGUCAUCUGUUUAAGAUCUGUAGAAAGUUUGCGAUAGCUGAGCUGAAUUUAGCCUAUAAUGCUUUAUUCCAUCUGAAGCAAAAGAUCCAUCAGGUUGGUCUUGCUACUUUCCAAUAACACUAUUUUCUUCCGCAGACAAAUCUUGAAUUUCUGUGUGUGUCUGUGCGUCCAUUUAUGCCAAUCUUUUGUAUUUGUGCAGUCUUUUUGUGAAAAGAUGGAAAAGGUUUCAGGUGUGUUCGCAGUCUGCUCAUCAUCCUCUGGUUCUUCUGAACGUUGUGCCUUUAAAUAAAAAACGCUUUUGUAACGCAA
This is a messenger RNA of Fundulus heteroclitus (mummichog), 5960 nucleotides long. It is a transcript of the gene atp7a, whose product is annotated as ATPase copper transporting alpha. The record is from RefSeq and is a predicted model, not a curated record. Gene Ontology annotation, biological process: monoatomic cation transport. Gene Ontology annotation, cellular component: membrane. Gene Ontology annotation, molecular function: ATP hydrolysis activity; copper ion binding; ATP binding. Bases 1 to 4530 code for a protein of 1509 amino acids. Lineage: Eukaryota; Metazoa; Chordata; Actinopteri; Cyprinodontiformes; Fundulidae. The transcript has 22 exons.